This is a messenger RNA of Solanum verrucosum, 1074 nucleotides long. RefSeq lists its product as uncharacterized. Bases 1 to 1074 code for a protein of 357 amino acids. The record is from RefSeq and is a predicted model, not a curated record. Gene Ontology annotation, molecular function: nucleic acid binding. The transcript is spliced from 2 exons. NCBI's taxonomy places the organism in Eukaryota, Viridiplantae, Streptophyta, Magnoliopsida, Solanales, Solanaceae.
AUGGAAGGAAAAAGAGAUGGGAGAAGUGAGCGCGCAUCAAAAUUUGACGAACGAUGGAAGGAAAAAGAGAUGGGAGAAGUGACAAGACCCAUUCCUAACUCAGUUAAUAAGAUAGUACCCACCAAAGAGACUACACCUAAACUCUCUCUCCUCUCCUUAAGAGGAAAUGCUCUCCUAGCCGUGGGAGUGACUCUUGUCAACACUUCCAUCGAUGCAUUUGCUGAUGACACAAAAAGUAAUCAUCACAAUUCUUCAGAUAUGUUCAAUUAUGUUCACAUAGAUGAAAAAUGGUUUCUUCUAUCAAAGAAAUGUGAACGGUACUAUCUCCUCCCAGAAGAACUAGAGUCUAAUCCAUAUAGAUCAUGUAAAAGUAAGAACUUCAUCACCAAAGUUAUGUUCAUGGCUGCUGUUGCACGUCCUAGAUUUGAUCAAAAUGGAGUUGAAUUGUUCUCAGGAAAAAUAGGGAUCUUUCCUUUUGUGGUCAAGGAGUCAGCCAAGCGGAAUAGCAAAAAUCGAGCUGCAGGAACUUUGGAAACAAAAUCUAUUUUAUCUGUGACUAAAGAUAUCACAAGGGAUUACUUGAUCGAAAAAGUUCUUCCAGCAAUUAGAUCAAAAUGGCCAAUUUCAGAGUCAAAUACUCCCAUUUUCAUCCAACAAGAUAACGCAAGACCUCAUAUUGAUAUAAACGAUAUGGAAUUUAACGAAGCUGCUCGAGAAGGUGGAUUUGAUAUCAGACUUUGCUUUCAGCCUCCUAAUAGCCCGGAUUUAAAUGUUUUAGAUCUUGGAUUCUUUAGAGCCAUUCAAUCUCUUCAAUAUCAAAAGGCUCCUUUAACCAUUGAUGAGUUGAUAAAUGCAGUUGAAACAUCUUUUAACGAAAUGAAAUGGGAGCGACUCAAUCACGUGUUUCUAACUUUGCAAGCUUGCAUGAUUGAAGUGAUGAAAGCUAAAGGAGGGAACAACUAUAAAGUGCCACACAUGAUGAAAGAAAGAUUAGAACGAGAAGGAAAUCUUCCGAUUCAACUUUCUUGUGAUAUUGACAUUGUCAAUGAAGCUAAUGCUCUGCUUCAAGUGUGA